Messenger RNA from Ophidiomyces ophidiicola, 2226 nucleotides. RefSeq lists its product as uncharacterized. The record is from RefSeq and is a predicted model, not a curated record. The transcript has 3 exons. Gene Ontology annotation, molecular function: transcription cis-regulatory region binding; metal ion binding. Gene Ontology annotation, biological process: positive regulation of transcription by RNA polymerase II. Lineage: Eukaryota; Fungi; Ascomycota; Eurotiomycetes; Onygenales; Onygenaceae. Bases 1 to 2226 code for a protein of 741 amino acids.
AUGUCGUCGGCAUCAGGCCAGUCCUCUAACCUGUCGAAAUCGGUGAAUACCCAAAUCCAGUCUGCGCCUGCACCCACAGCUCAGGCAUAUACCGGCAACCCCGACUCCAACUCGCAGCGCAGGGGCGUUGGGAACCCCGGGGCGCUUCGGAACUCGUCGGUACCAAAAGCCAACCAAGCUCGCAGGCAGCAGCACAAACGUCACCGUCGGCCGCGUUUGGUAGAUGAGGAUGCGUUUGCGGAGUCUGUUGCAGUGAGAAACACCAUGAGUCGCAAAGGCCAGACGUCCAUCACCCACCUUAUGAACUUUUCUCUCCCUCCGCGCCCACACGCUCAUCAGCACUAUGCACCCUCUCGGCCACCUCCUCGCCGUAGUUAUGGAUUGGGACUUCGCUCGGGUGCCGUGGACAAAGCCAGAUAUGUUCAUGCCAACUAUCGAUUCAUAGUAGAUCCGACAAAAGACUACUAUGCGCAAGCAGCGGACGCGAAUCGCCAUCUUGAUUGGAACACCGUUUUACAGGUUCUGGUCUCGUCCCAAACCCAACAGACUUCCUGUCCGAUCUGCCUCUCCACCCCUGUCGCGCCACGAAUGGCUAAAUGUGGUCAUGUUUUCUGCCUCCCAUGUCUUAUUCGGUACAUGAAUUCCGUUGAUGACUCGAAUCCGGUAUUUGAGAAGAAGGCGAGGUGGAAAAAAUGCCCAAUCUGCUGGGAUGCUAUCUACAUUUCAGAUACCCGUUGCGUUGCAUGGUACGCUGGACAGCAAGUUGACCUGCUCAUGGAGGGAGGUGAUGUCCUGCUAAGAUUGAUCUGGAGGAUGCCCAGGAGCACUCUCGCUCUCCCGUGUGACGGUGCUGUUCUUGGACCAGAGGAAGAUAUUCCAUGGUACCAUAUUGCCGAUGUACCUGAUUACGCUCGCAUUAUGAAGGGUGGUGAAGAUUACAUGAUGUCACACUACGAUCAGGAGAUCGAGGAUCUUGGAAGGUUGGAGCAUGAGGAUGAGUUGCUUUUUGGGGAAGAUUCAACUUGGACUCAAAAAGCGAUUUCAGCAAUCAAGGACGCGAAAGAGAAAAUUAGAGGAAUCGGAAACCCGCCCGAGUUGUCUAGGGAACUGGUCGAGCGGCGACCAGCACGAUCACAGCGAUCGUGUGAAGAAUCGGUGGGCGACGCUCCCGAUAUGUAUUUGAUCGAACGUUCGAUUAAAUCGGGAAGUACCCCAGCAAGCCCUGCUGUCACUCCUUUGACUACUGAAACUGGUAAGCCCAGUGUCAGUCAGUCAGACACGAAUGGAGUAUCCGACAUCUGUUCAGGCCUUUCGACACUAUCUGUCCUCUCGAAUGAGGUUGUUACUAGCACCACGCCCGAAAAACUUCAUUCGCCUGGUCUACUACGCGGUGCUGAGAAGUCGAAGUACUCCAAUCUGCCGUAUUACUUUUAUCAAGCUCUCCCUCAUUUUUAUCUUUCGCCUUUGGACAUUCGCAUAUUGAAAGCCGAAUUCGGCGACUUUUCACAAUUUCCUUCUACAAUUUUGCCCCGUGUCGAACACAUCUCAACGGGCCAUAUUGUUGACGAUGAACUACUAAACCGUAUGAAGUAUCUCAACCACCUGCCUUAUGGCUGCGAGGUAAGUUUCUUGGAAUGCGAUUGGACAGAUCUUGUGAGCCCCUCGAAUCUCGAGAAGUUUGCGCCAGAGAUCAAUCGCCGUCGAAAGCGCAAUGUGGACAAGGCCACCCGAGAGGAAAAGGAACGUAUUCGGGCCGAGAAAGAGGAAGACGAAAAACGAUGGGCCACCGCUCGAAGGAAACGGUCGAGUAUAAGUGCCCCAUCCAACCAGCCGUUUUCCGAUAGUGAUUUCCUGCCUCUAAUCACGCCGUCGAAGGUUGAAGCAGCUGCCUCAGAGUCAGACACAGUUGCUUCUCCUCCCUUCGGACCCUCUCGCGGCGAAGAGCACCCAUCAUUUGCUGCGCUUGCUUCUCCAUCCAGCAGUCCCCCCACUCAUAGAACAGUGUGGGGUACGACAGCCGUUGGUCCCAGCCCAGAGCCGCUUGCCCAGCCUAGCCAGACUCAAGGCGAUGAUGGGUGGCUCCAAGACUGGGAAAGAGAGCUUUUGCUUGCUGAACAAGAAGGAAUCCUCGCGCAGGUCGAGGAGGCUGCUACACCCAGCAGUGGUAAAAAGAAGAAAACAAAGAAGAUCACACUGAUGUCAACUAAUGCUAGACGUGCAGCUUGA